Molecule: messenger RNA, 1127 nt
Organism: Thunnus maccoyii (southern bluefin tuna)
Lineage: Eukaryota; Metazoa; Chordata; Actinopteri; Scombriformes; Scombridae
Exons: 5
Coding region: 238-882 (214 amino acids)
Biological process (GO): response to bacterium
Source: RefSeq, a predicted model, not a curated record
GUUAAACCUCUAUGGACAGUCCAGUGAUUACAUUACAUUACCUAGAUUAUUUAAAGUUUAUUUAAAGAUUAUUUAAAGUUCCUUGCAGCACCCAGACUCUUUAAAGUAUCUAAGCUGUCCGUCUGAGCACCCGGAAGAUCAAAAGAACACUUUGUCUCUUUACGCUGAGACCACGCUUGCUGGAGCACAGUUCAGUUACAGACAUAGCAGUGGUGCAGUCCUACCAUAUGCACAAAGAUGAACUUCACCUUGGUAACGACUUUAUUCUGUUGUAUCGCUGCCUCUCUUUCUGAGUUUUACACUGUGGAGGUCCAGCCUGGUGAAGACGUCACACUGCUGUGCUCCAACUUUUCCAGUGCUCCCAUUCACAUACACUGGUUCAGACUGGCCAACAGAUCCAACACCAGCUGCAUCUCCUCAAUGUUCAGCCCUGAUUCCAAUGUUUCAUUUUGUGAUGGAUUUCAAAAUUGCAAAUUUAAUAUGACAUCCAAUACCACUGCCCUCUUUCUCAAGAUCAAACAAGUGGAUUUAUCUGACUCUGGACUGUAUUUCUGUGGAUUUAAAACAGAUGGAAACCCAGUUAUUGUCAGUGCAACAUAUUUAAAGGUUCAAGAAGUGUUUGAUGGAAUAAGCACGCUGAUGAGUGCGAUCCUGGUUGGUCUGACUGUUUUCCUCCUUGUAGUCAUCAUUGGUCUGGUUGUCAAAAUAAGGAAACUUCAUACAGCUCAAACUGAGGGACAGAAUCCACAACACAGUGAGAAUCUGGGCUCUGAUGCCCUGAACUACGCAGCACUGAGUUUACAUCCAAAAGCAAAAACUAGGAGAAGGCCCGCAUCAGAGAGAGAGAUGGAGACAAAUGUUAUUUAUGCUGCCACCAGAUAGACUCAGCAAACAACUGAAACUGAACGCUGACUGGAACUGAUGCUUUAUUAAAUCCGUCUUGUUGGGGUUUUAUGUGGGUGGCAGAUGUUACCAUCAAUGUCAAUAAAUUAAAUUUUCUAAUAAAGAUUCUAUAUUCACUCAAGUUGUGCUGAUUCAUGUAAAUCUCCUUUACAGUGUAAAGUGUGUUUUAAUUCUUACUUUCCAGCCAAAAUCCCUUUCUUACUUAUUUUAUCUGCCUUAGAUCU